AUGGGGAUUCUCGACUCCUGGAUGGCGAUGAGUGCCGUGCCUCAGGCAGAGGGUCCUCCGACUCCGAAAGAGGAUGAGGCAAAAGAUGCCCCAGAGAAGGACACAGGGAUUGUCGUCCAGGUAGGUUCUCUGGAGCACCGUCAGAGUUUCGCGGCAAUGGUCCAGGCGGAUCUCGAAGCUGCUGCCGAAAGGAAAAGAAAGAAACCGGAUACCUUAUUUCACCGUCUUGAUCCCUCCAAUUCUGGAGUCACAAUUCAAUUCCACCAGGAAAAGCACGACGAACUUCCCAACAUGACUCGACUGGUGAAACAUGACGCCAAGCCCAGCUACCAUUACACAAUUGUUUCCGAGGCAAGCAAAAUGGUGAGAGAGCCCCUGAUCGUUGGCAACCGUAACCUGCGCUGCAAACUCUUUUGGCUGCCUAUUCAGGUCCGAUUCAAGAUAUAUGAGGCUUUCUUCAUGCAUGACCUCAGUGCUGUCGAAGUCGGCAGAGUCAGGAGCGUUAGAUUGGCGAAACUGGCAUUCCUCAGCACAUGUCAUACCAUCUAUCACGAAUGCUCCAUUGCCCUUUACCAUUGUCUGAGUUACCGCACACUUUUCCUUAGAACAUAUGGUUCGUACUCUGCGGAUUUCUUUCGACGCAUACCUAGACCACUUAAAUGCUGUCGCUGUGUGACCCACCAUAAGUACCUCGAGUACCCUUGCCGCACUCCUCCCUCCAUGUGGAAGAGAUCGUAUGAAUCAAUAUUCCUCUUGCUGGGAUCAGAAGACUUCAGAGUUGCUUUACAGCGCCGCUGGGCUUUCUCGGAAUUCAUCACAACUUUGAGAAUGCGAGAGCCUCUGAAGGUCUAUUCCUUGACCGUUGUCGUCAAUGACAAUUGGAAACUCCGUGGUUUUGACGAAAAAGACCUGGUUAAGGCCCUGUUUAGCGGCGCAUUCGAGUUCCUUGGACAGUUGCGUUUCAGAGGUUUCAAUGAGGAAGAGCGAAACACGCUGUGUCAGCUCGUGCAUGGCCUGAGGAUCCACACCGUCAGGAUCGAGAGACCAAAGAAGAAGUACCAGGGAACUGGAUUCGCGAUUUGGAUCUGUGAGUUCUUCUUUUCCGCCACUCUCUUCAGGUUGGGUCUCGAUUUAAAGACAUUGGAGUACAAGAUCUAUGAUGGCGAAGAAAACAUCCCUGUCUGGCUCGGCGGCUUCUAG
This is a messenger RNA of Aspergillus affinis, 1200 nucleotides long. RefSeq lists its product as uncharacterized. Lineage: Eukaryota; Fungi; Ascomycota; Eurotiomycetes; Eurotiales; Aspergillaceae. The transcript is spliced from 2 exons. The coding region runs from base 1 to 1200 and encodes 399 amino acids. The record is from RefSeq and is a predicted model, not a curated record.